Molecule: messenger RNA, 1947 nt
Organism: Kwoniella shivajii
Lineage: Eukaryota; Fungi; Basidiomycota; Tremellomycetes; Tremellales; Cryptococcaceae
Exons: 8
Coding region: 1-1947 (648 amino acids)
Source: RefSeq, a predicted model, not a curated record
AUGAGAGCUUCUGAGGAAUUCAACUGUCUUGAAGUCUGGGUGGAAUGUGAUGGUUUCCGGCUAAAUGAGCUCAACCCUUCUUUUCAAGCGAGUCAGCGAAAGCAAUCUCCUACAUAUAAAUCUUUCUUGGAAAUAGGUGAUCCAUCAUGUUCCAGAUAUACAUUCCACGUCAAGAACAACUCUUUAAGUGGAUGGGUGGGAGAUCUGAUGACCGACAUUCAAAUUGAUCAAUUCACAUUAUGUACAGAUUUCCUUUAUCCAAUAGAAGGAAGUCAUGUCGCGCACGGACAAGUUUAUAGGGAGAAAUCAGAAGAAAUAGAUGAACUAGAAAAUAUACAGGCUCAAAUAAUCAAUGAUGAAGAUGAAGGUAGAAUCGUAUUGUUAUUCACCCCAGCUAUGAGUUUGGGUAAAAUCGUCUUCUCAAUCUGGAGAGGAACAGUGAACAGACAAGCAAAACAAAUUAAGAAGCGGUUACCAAGUUGGAUAACUGAUGAUAUGGCUACGUCGGCCCAUGACGGAUGCGACAUCCGUAUACCGCCCCAAGAUCAGAAAUUGUUUGAAACCUUCGAUGAAGACGAUGUUGAUCCUUGGAUUAAGUUUGUCUUUAUUUAUGGUACUCACGAUGCACUGAUAUUAAACAGAGUCAUACUGGCUACAACCGGUAAUCCGGCGUCAACAUUAAACACUGCUCCGACCAGUCAAGCUGAUAUACUUGUUCCUGACUCUGCACCUCCUUCACCCCAGCUCCCUUCUAUUAACGAGAUGGCUCCCCUUCAGACAAAGUCUGCUGGCGUUAUCCCUCAAGUAAAUAUGACACUGGACCAAAUACCGGAAAUCGGUUCCCUUGGGAACAAGCAAGGACCGGAUCCAGAAUACGUGAAGGAUACGUUUCACAUAGAAAAUGGAAAGGAUUCACGAAGCAAAGAUUGUACUGACCCAUCAAAUAACGACCGCGCGUCAAGGACCAUCACAUCACUUCUAUCUCAGAAGCCUUGUGUCGAUCCGCCAUCUAUCCCUCAAGCCAGUCUUGUGAACUUGUCUUUUACAGACAGAAGAGAAGAUCCUUCUAUAGAAAAGCACGCUGAACAAGAUGGAUGCUUCCCCCUCAAUAUGGAACAAAUACUGAGCGCACUCGAAGAACAGACCGAGUUCCCACUUGCUGAACCUGUCAAUAGCCAAGAGAGAUCACUAUAUCAAGCAGCAGCAGCCAUGGAUAACCCGCAACUUACGAUACAUCUAAACGUACUUGGUCAAAAUCUAUUUCCCAUCACUACUAUCACUGACCCUGGUAACGCAGAUACUGACGUCAAGAAGCGAAAGAUCUAUCAGAACGCCGACGCACUAAUGGGCCCAUUAAUCAGGAAACCAAGACCGCUUCCAAUCGUCGAAUCAUAUGAUUACGCCUACAACCCUUCUCCCACUCAAUCCAGGGAUACUAAAUUACGCUCUGCUGACUAUGCCGAAAUAGAAGUUGACGAAGCCUCAUUGCAACGAAUCUUCGGUUCGCCUUUCGAACCACUUGAUCCCAAUCGAUAUCAAAGACGGGAUCAGAGAGAAGAUAUGUCUUUAUAUAUGCGCAGAGAAAAAGAAAGGGACAAAUCCAGACAGGAAGAGAAGGAACGUGAAAAGUCUGCAGCCGAGAGAGAAUCGAGAAAGAGAAUGCAAGGGAGAGAAAGGCCACUUAGAGAAGGUGAGAAGCUUACAUGGGUAGCUAGAACGGAUCGCACAGGUACAGUGCAGCGGGUGGUUCCACAGCAGCGGAUAAGUCGCAUACCUGACGUCAAAGCCAGAUCGCGGAAAGAAGUAAAAGUCAGAAGAAGAAAUAAGGGAGAAGAUAAUGAAGGACGAGCCAUCCGAGAGGAUAGGAAUGGAAGGUUUGUAAGGGGGUUCGAGAAGAACGAGGGGAAAUCUGAAGACCUAGCUAUAGACAUGACUUUAAUCGACUAG